AAAGAAAAGAAACCUCAGGAGGAAAACUGUCAACCAGUUACAGUUGACCAAAUCAAAAUGCUGAUUAAGAGCCAACAUUUUUAUGAAGCCAGCCAACAUCUCAUUGUCAUGCAAAAACAAUCCAACAGCAAUCUGGACAGCAGAAAUGAUGAAGAAACACUAGGCAAUCAGACUGAAAUUAAGGAUUUAUUAGAACUUUUAUAUCAAGAGGUCCUCAGCAUCAUACAGUCAUCUAUCAGCAUAGCAUCAGCACAGCCACAGUUGCUGAAUAAUGCAGUGAAAGCAAUAAUUAACUGGGUAGAGGAGGAGGAGGAGCGAUCUAUUCAUUCGCAGCUCAGAACAUGGAAAGAGGAAUGGAGGAACACUAUCCAGAAAUCCAUAGAAGAACGAAUGAAAGCACCUCCUUUGGUUGAUAACAAGGACCUCUCUACCACUGCUAACAAUUUCUUGCAUAUGGGUGAGACUAUGAAGGAUGACAUGAUCACAGUGGUGCAGCAUAUUAAACACCAUUACCCUGAGCAUUUUCAGGUGUGCAACACUUAUGCCAAGUUCUACCACCAUUACUUUUCAUCUCAGAUGAAGAUGUUUGCUGAGUUUGAAUUGAGCAAAGAAGACAUUUACCUUCUUCUCAGCUGGGUGCAAAAUUUCUAUCCAACGGACAUUAAAAACAACAGUGUUUUAGUUAAAGAGUUGGAUGAAGCUAGUCUUGCGAACUUGUUGCCGUUGGGACAGAUUAAACAGCUUGAACAGACUUAUUUGAGUCAUGAAGUGGAUUCUGUUAGAUGUUGGCUGGACAAAUCUUUGGAAAUUGAAGUCAGGAAAUGGAUGCAAGGGACAGAACCAGAGAUAUUGAAUGAUUGUUUUCAUAGUGAAUUGUCAAUAGAUGCUAUAAAGAUGUUUUAUCAAGUACAAAAGCCUGCUAAGAAAAUCACUCCAGUGUUGGGCCACCAAAUGUCAGCCUUGCUUUUGAAAGAACUCUUGACUUUUCUGCAAAGCUACAAGAAAAAACUGGAGAUAUUCAUUAGAGAAAAUAGACACAAUCAAUAUUUUGAAGCGAUAAUCAUUGCAAACAUUAACAAUUUAGAGAAUUUCCGGACCCAUACGGAGGAAAGCACUGAUUCAACUGAGAGUGAUGUUAAAACAAAAAUCUUUUCCCUACUUGAUGACCUUCAGAACACUGGGUUUAGUGUGUUCCUUCAACCCUUAUUUCAAGAGUUGCAGCCUCUUUUUAGAAAGUUUAGUGAAAAGAAAUGGGCCUCGUGCAGUGGCAUUAUGGAUGAAAUAAUUUCAGUCAUGGAGCCCCGUAUCUGUCUGUUCAAGAACCUUAAAACGCCUGAUCGCCAGGUUAUCAUGGAAAGAAUUCACCUCCACCUAAUCCAAAAAUACAUUCAAAGGCUUAUGUGGAAGUACACCAAACUCAAAUCUCCUGAGAAGCAAAAUCAGUUGUCUGAACUUAUUCAAAGUCAUGCUUCUAUUUUGUACACAUUUUGCACAGAGAAUGGGUCUAAUGCCACAUGGCUGGAGUCUGCUCUCCCAAGCUUGGCUGAAAUCAUCAGACUUCAAGAUCCAGACGCUAUUAAGAUUGAAGUCAGUGCACUUGCCAGCAAAUAUCCUGAUAUCAAAAAGAAACAUCUUUGUGCCAUCUUGAACAUUAAGCCCUUAUCCAGUGCCGAGUUUAAAAACAUUAUGAGUGUGCUAAAGAUUCAUGGAGAUGCCAUACUGCCAUAGUCAUCACUGUUUUCAGGCAUCAGGGUACCUUUAGAUAACUGGGGCAGUUUUCAUUUAUGGAAAAACUGCUGGCAUAAUUCUGUAACUCAGUACUCAGCCCUGGAAAAAAAACAGUGAAGUCUAGAUGGAACGUAACCCCCAAUACAGGUA
This is a messenger RNA of Protobothrops mucrosquamatus (brown spotted pit viper), 1878 nucleotides long. RefSeq names its product TNF alpha induced protein 2 (gene TNFAIP2). Bases 58 to 1728 code for a protein of 556 amino acids. Gene Ontology annotation, molecular function: SNARE binding. Lineage: Eukaryota; Metazoa; Chordata; Lepidosauria; Squamata; Viperidae. Gene Ontology annotation, biological process: exocytosis; exocyst localization. The transcript has 11 exons. Gene Ontology annotation, cellular component: exocyst. The record is from RefSeq and is a predicted model, not a curated record.